Messenger RNA from Drosophila willistoni, 7018 nucleotides. It is a transcript of the gene Lmpt, whose product is annotated as four and a half LIM domains protein 2. The record is from RefSeq and is a predicted model, not a curated record. The transcript has 3 exons. Gene Ontology annotation, cellular component: Z disc; nucleus. The coding region runs from base 539 to 6946 and encodes 2135 amino acids. Gene Ontology annotation, molecular function: zinc ion binding; transcription coregulator activity. NCBI's taxonomy places the organism in Eukaryota, Metazoa, Arthropoda, Insecta, Diptera, Drosophilidae.
ACUCAGAGGGCCCUUAUAGCUAUAGUUCUAAUGGUAGAUGACAUUAAUCAGUUGCAAGACGAUCGAUUAACUGGCAACAACUGCAGCUAGCACCAGCAGCCAGCAGCAACUAAAGAUGUCCGGGCUUGUCUCUCUUCUUCGUCAAACCUAAAGUGAAAGAAAAUAGAGUCGAAAGGAAAAUAUAGAAAAUAUUGCAAACAAAAAAAAAAAAAAAGAAAUAUAUACGAAAAAUCAAAUGUUUAUAUGACGCGUACCAAAGCCAUCGGCAACACAUUUUUGUUUUUGAAAAUCGUACGAAAAUUUUGUAUCAUUCAAUUACCUAAUCACUUUGCCAGCGAAUACUCAAAGUGUGUGUGUGGCUGGGUUGGGUGAGAGUGAGUUGAGUGCGUGAUAUAUUUUUAUACCGAAAGAAUAUUGAUUGGGGACGCGGGGAGAGACCCACUAGCCCACAAAAAAAACAAAAUCACCAUUCUCAGUGCAUUCUCGGCGCAUUACGCAAGCUGAACACGCUUGAAACGACACAAAACCAACAUCAGAAAUGGCCAAUGCCAAUGAGGAGGCCGCUCUAGCCGGCAUUGGUGAACUAAUAUUCUCCUUGCUAAUUGGCUAUCUAGGAGCUUUGGAAUUUGCAUUUGUUGCCCGACAACUCUAUCACUGGUCGGGCCAGCAUCCCAAUGCGGAUUCGUUGCCAGAGAGUGGAGAGGAAUUGACACGUUAUCGCCAGCGAUUAGAUAAGGAAAUCACUGAGGCGGCCGAAAGGGAAGCACUGGCUGGUACAAAUGUUAUGCAGGAUGGUGUUUGCUAUAGCAACGGAUUUCGUGUCGAUCCGAAAGGAGAUUUGGCCAUUGAAUUAGAGCGUCAGCAAAAAAUUGAAGAGGAAACUCGCCGACAAUUAGCCGAGGCAGAAGAAAAGUUGCGAAACGAAAAACAACAACAAGCCGAGGACGAAGAAAAAAGGCAAAGGAAAAUCAAAGAAGAGAAGGAGAAAGCUGAAAGACAACGCGAGGCCGCAGAGAACGAACGCAAACUUAUUGAGGCUGAAAAACAACGCGAGGAGAACGAAAGAAUAAAACAGGAACGUGAAGAAAACAAGCGUAAACUCAUAGAAGCUGAGAGGCAACGUGAAGAGAGGGAGCGAUUGCGGCAAGAGGCUGAGGAAAAUGAACGCAAAUUGAUAGCAGCUGAAAAUCAAAGGCAGGAGAAUGAAAGAUUACUGCUGCAACAACAGCUUGAAGAAGAGGAAAAUACCCGCAGAUUACUCGAAGCCGAAAAUGAACGUCAAAGGAUCCUAGCCGAAGAGGAAAUUGAGCGACAACUCUUUGAGGCACAGCAACAAGACGAAAAUGAGGAUGAACAAGCCCAGCGUGAUGCCGAAAUAGUGGAACGUCUGUUGGCCGCCGAACGGGGACGUAAGUUCAGCGCCACCGAAAGUGAACUGGAAGAGGAGGCUCUCCUAGAAGAGCAGUCUCGUCGACUGCUAUCCAGUAAAUCCGAUUUGGAAACAAAACAGAAAAUGAUUGAGGAAAAUGCUCGUCGCUUUCUGGAAGCCGAAGAGGAAAUGGUUAUGCUACAACAACGUAUGCUCCAAGCAGCUCAAAAGCAAGAUGAUGAUGAGGAAUAUCUGGGUAUGCAACCUGUAGAAGAGGAGCUUUGCAUUAAGAAGACUGUGCCGCCCAGAUUUGAAGAGCCCGUUGAUGAAGAACCCGCCGUAGUAGUGCAAAAAGUUAAAACACAAUAUGGACAAACGAGUGGUGGUGCGAUUGUGGAAGAACCCUAUCAAAUGAAAAGCAAAACGUUAACUUUUCCCAGUGUUUCGGACGAAGGUUCUUCCAUAGAACCCAAUUCCAGUCAACAGUCCUCGUUUAGCACACAACCCUCUGAAGCCGAACGUCCAGAGCCCGAGGGUGAGGACUAUAUACCCGAUGUUCAGUAUACCGAAGAUUAUUUACGUUCUCUCGAUGGCAUUAAAUCACGCCCUCUGGUACGUGAAGAUGGUUCUGGCAGGCGUCGAGCCUUUAAAAAGCGGCGUUCCAGUGGCAGUUCGAAUUCAUCACGGGACUCUCGUACUUCGCGAGAAGAAGAGCUUAAGAUGUUUACGUCGCUGGAGGAGGAGGAGCUGAGACAUGGCGAUAGAGAGGACUACAAUCCCAUCAAAUACAGUAGCGAGCCAACGUUAAGGGUUAAGCAACCGCAUCAUAGACGACACAAACGUAGUCCGGCUAAGGAUAUGAAACCGGCUUCUUCAUCUGCCGAAGCUGGCGGAACACUAGAAAUGCUUGGCGAAGAAAAUACUAGCCCUUGGGGUGAAAUAGUACCGGAGCACUACAAGGAUACGGAAUUCUGGAAGCGCGAAAAAGCCUUGUCCAUAGACGAAGAGGAAUUGGAACUGGAUAAACACGCAUCCGGUGAGGAGGUUAUUGAGCCAACAGAGGCGAAAAUUGUACCGAAAUCCUCGUCAUUUGAAGAGGCAAGUAAAGAACAGAACUUAGAGGCUGCCUCGGUAUUAACACAACAGAUCAGCAAGGAAAAAGAUGAUUUGGAUAACACUUCCAGCCUAAGCGACAACAAGUCGAAUCUGCAGACCUCCACUGCGACGGAGGAGCAGUCCCGCACUUCACCUGGCCUAAGACGUAGUCCCCGCAUUGACGAAAUGGUGCAAUAUGAAGAACGCUGGUCGGCCAGCCACACACCAGAGCCACCGACAAUUGCAGUACGUGAGCCGGACACAGCUCCUUGGCGAGAUCAAUAUGGUUUACUAAUGGAGGGUAUAAGUGAUUUUUAUGACUUUACCGCCUCCGUUAAUCCUUCAAGAUCCCGUCCCAAUUCCCGAAAUCCUUCGCCUCAGCCGAAAAAUGUUGCCCAUGAAAUGGACGUGGAUAAUGAGCAUACGUUGGAGGUCUAUGAUGAUACUCCAGAUGGUUUGCCCGCGGGAGAAUUAAAUUGUGAAGCAGUCUUGCAACUAUUGGAGUCAACAAUGAACAUGGAUGAUAACGAGCCCAUUCAUCACAUCGACGAAUCACUACCACUGCAAAAUGUAGCCGAUGAUGCUACGAAUGGUCAUGAAAAGAUAAUGCCCAUGGUUUUUGAAGCUCAAGGAUCUGAGGUCGAACAAAACAGUGCAAAAGAUUCUUCCGCCUCGCGAUCACGUUCUCGAUCACCUCUUCCUACCUCUGAAAACUUGGAGAGAAGCAUUACUAAGCGAAGGCAGAAGUUGAUUAAGCAUAAUGAUGAGCUAAUGGAAAGAUUGUCCAACUCCUCUGACAGUGGUCGGAAUAGUCCCAUGGAAGUGGUCGAAACUAACAGCCAAGAUAAAUCAGAUGUAGUGCUACCUCAACCCGUUAUAGAAAUCAACAAUUUAGCUGAAGACGAGCCAAUGAAUGACGAUACAGAGAAUUCGACUAGAGAACAAAUGCGGUUAUUUGUUGAAAAUUUGCGAGCCGAACGUAAUUCAAGAUCCAGAUCUAGAUCAAGAUCACGUUCGCCAUUGCCUACAGCUGAUAAUAUAGCUAAGAGCUUAGAAACUCGUCGUCUAAAGCGAACACAACACAAUGAUGAACUUUUCGAGAAACUCCAUAUAGAAGUAGAACAAGCUCCGCAAGCAAUGUCUCCAGCUGUUAUACCUGUCAUAGAAAUUUUUGAAGCAAUAUCCCCAGCUGUUAUACCUGUAAUUGAGAUUAUUGAAGCUCCUUCCGAAGAUAAAGCAGUAGAACCGGUUGAAGAGGAAGCCGAACCGGUUGAUACGCCUGAAAGUAUGGCAAAACUCUUUGAACAACUGCGUUUAAAUCGUGCACGUUCCACCCAUUCACAUUCUCGUUCAAGAUCUCCCUUACCCAGCGCUGCUAAUCUCGAACAAAGCCUGCAAAAGCGUCGUGAUAAACUAAUUGCUCAGAAUGAUAUGCUCUUUGAACAAUUGCAAGAAAGAGCCCGUACACCCGAACCAGAAGUAAGACUCACUGUGGAAUAUGUCUAUGAAAUUGUAGAAGAAUCUGCUGGUUCAAGAGAUAUGAGAUCUUUGUCACCCUCUCGAUCCCGAUCCCUAUCGCGAUCUCGAUCACCAUCACGUUCCCAAUCAAAAUCACCAUCUAGUGAAAAGGAAUUUCACUUAAUGCUGAAUCUUGAGGGCUCUGAUCAGCGGACUUUGCUUAAGCAUAACGAGGAAUGGGAAACUGUUUUAGCCGGUAAAAUCAAGCAGAGGGAAUUGGAUAUAGAAGCUUUACAAAAAUUUAGAAAUGCCAAUGAAGAAGUUGAGCUGAGAGUUCUAAGUCCCACAGCAUCGGAAUGUGAACAACUUUUGCCAGCCUAUGAUCGCACAAUGUCCGAAGUAGCCAGAGAUUUACAAGGCGAACUGAAGGCGAAUGAUUUUAAAAGGUCUACCUAUGUGGGCGAAUCCCUUGACCUAAGUAGAACUGAUGAAGACAAUCGACAAUCUCGUAGUGUCUCACCAAUGCCUGAAGUUGGGUUAGCUAGAGAACAGGCAGGGGCACAACGUGAAAUACAGGCUGCAAUUUUAGAUUCCUUAACCGAAAAUCGACAUGGUGCCAAGCCCAAGACUAGUGAAUAUGAACGCACAUUUUCCGAAGAACUAAAGGAUACACAACGUAUGCAAGAAGAAUCGAUAAAUAGUGGAUUUAAGCGCUCUACCUAUGUGGGCGAGUCGUUAGAUCUUUCCAAAUUGGAUGACUUACGUCAUCGCACAGCUGAAUUUCAAAGGUCGCGCAGUCAAAGCCGUUCACCAAUAAGGGACCAAGAUGAAGGUAUUGCCACUCUGAAUAAUAUUGAGUUGGAAGUGGCGCGAAGAGAUAUGCAGGAUCAAUUACUGGACAAAUUGGCCGCUUCAAGUGUAAAUUUUGAAAAUUUUUCUCGUCAUUUGAAUGCUGAUUUUUUAGACAGUGAACGACGGGCCUCUGAUUCAGCUUUAGAUUCGUAUGGUUGUGGAGAUUUAGAGCCCGAAGAGUAUCAUCAUUUUCGUAGAUACUCUCUGGCCCAAGAGCAGCCUGUAGAAGAAUACCCAAGCGAUGAUUAUGUCUACAUAUCACAAAUUGAAGUGCGAACUUUAACUGGAACAAGAACUUGGCUAAAAGAGGACUUUUAUACCCUAGAACCAGAAAAUUAUACUGAAUUGGAUAUUCUAUCGCGACGAGACGAUGACGAAAACGAAAUUAAAGACGAAGAAUCAUGGGCCCAAGCUGUUCUAGCAGCUGAAGCAGAGGCAGCAGAAUUUGAUGCCACCAAUGCCAUUUACGAUUUCGAUAUCAUUGGAGCAGACGGAGAAGGUGGUAUAGCGGGUGGAGCAGACGGGGAUGAAAUUAGUUCGAAUGACAGUGAAGAUGAACGCCAAACUGUCGUAGAAAUCGACGAUGAGGAAUAUGAAUUUGAGCUUGAUGAGGGCAUCUCGGAUUAUAAUGAACGUACACAACCGACAGACGAGUCUCAUCACGAUACAUCGGAAUGCGAAGAGGCCGAACGUAAUACCGAUCGUUAUGCCAAUCGAAGAGCUCAAGAUUGGGAUGAAGUCGAAGAUGUGGAAGAUUUUCUGGGCGAUGGUGCUGUAGGUGGUGCCACACCCUAUUCCGAUCCGGACUCGUUCAUCGAACAAAUCUACAAUGAUGCUAUAAAAAAUCGCAAGCAGUCGGGCAUUCUAAGAGACUAUGAGACAAUGGUUCAAGAACAAUUGCCCGAUGCUGAUCAAAGUGAAUCCGAUAAAGAGAAAUCUAGUUCAGAUAGCGAACGUCGUUAUGUCUUGUGGGCCAAGACAAGGGAACUCAAUAAAUCCCCUAGACAUAAUGAGGUCGAUAUCGCCUUGGGCCUGACCCUGGAAAGAGAUAAUUCGGAAAUUCGUUAUUUAGGUGAUGCUCAUAUUGCCGCAAGGCAAUCAACACGUCUUCGUACACGUUACGGUUAUAAUCCUCAGUUACAGGUAAAUGCUUUGGAAGAUGAUAUAGAAGUGGAUAUGAAUUACAUACCCAAAAGGGAAUACAAUUGGCGAAAGAAUUUCAAACUCGACGAUAAUGACGAAUGUAAUCAAACCGAAGAAAAUCAUAAUAGCGAAAUGGCAAACACGAACGAAGGUAACGAAGAAACUGAAAUGUUGCUGGAAGAGAAUGGUAUUGCAGAUACAGAAGAUGGAAUAGAUGGCGGAGAACUGAUUGAUCGUCGUUAUAGUUUUGGCGGUGAAAGCAUUACGCUUUUCAGUCGUAGUCCUAUACGUGAAGUUUUGCCAGAUGUUGUUGAGGAGACUCAAACCGAAUUGGAUCACACUUUAGACGGUGAGGGAGAAGUGAUUAUCGAAGAACCUCAGACUAUCGAAAAACCCAAAAAGAAGAAAAGUAAGAAAAAGUCACGAAAAUCCUACGAAGAGGACAAUGAUAACGAUUCAGAUAAUCAAAUGUAUAGGCAAACCAAAGAGGAUUCAUUGGACUCAACCAAAAGAAAGUCACGUUCACGUCGUAGUUCGAAAAGUAGCAUCACAAAUGCAGAUGAUAAUAAUGGUACGGGUCCAUUCUCACCACGUGCUAGUUUGGCUCUAGUGGGUGAAACACUGGAAAAUAUAGCCGAAUCGGCACCUACCGAGGAGCCUUCGUCAGUCAAAAAGAAGACAAAGAAACGCAAGAAGGUAACCAAGGAGGCAAGUAUCGAACAAAUCGAGCCAUCCUCCUCCUUGCUCGAUGAGGCAUUAAACGCAGCUUUAGCCGAAAUAGCUCCCAUAUCGGUAUCAACGAAUUUAACACCCGAAUCAACGCAACAGAAUUUGCUUUCCACCAUUAGCACGGGCCAGAGUCGAUGCCUUACACCGGCUUCAUCCAUAGAGGAACCCCUCGAACUCAAUCCAAUUGAUACAAAUGCAAAUAACAUGUUAACCAAUUCAACUGAUUCAAUGGUACCAGCUCGCUCAGUAGUUGACACUUUCGAUAUACUAAAAGAUGCCAAUUUCUAUCCGCUUUUCUAGGCUGUGUGCUUGAUGCCAGAGCUGUUUGUUUUUGCCUAAUAUUAACUGAUAUAUUAAUAUGAUAUGAUAUGU